CCACGCUCAGCUCGCUCUGUUCACGGCACACCCGCUCCAUCUUCCUCUAGACAAUAUGUCUCCCACCAUGUCAUCUUCGCUCUACACGGUGGCCGCCCUCUCCGGCCGAAGGGCUAGCCAGCAGGGAGGCAACAAGCAGCGGGCAGUGGUGCAGCCUCUCACGGCUGAUGCCGCCACGGAGGCGCUGCCGCUCAUCAGUGCUCCGCGGCGCCGUGGUGGUGGUGCUGACGAGCUCGUGGCGUGGAAGAGUAUCCGGCAGGAGAGGUGGGAGGGCGUGCUGGAAGUGGAGGGAAACCUCCCUCUCUGGCUGGAUGGCACGUACCUGAGGAACGGCCCGGGCCUAUGGGACCUCGGGGACUACGGCUUCCGCCACCUGUUCGACGGCUACGCGAUGCUAGUGCGCGUCUCGUUCCGCGACGGACACGCCGUGGGCGCGCACCGGCAGAUCGAGUCGGAGGCGUACAAGGCAGCGCGCGAGCAUGGGAAGCUGUGCUACCGCGAGUUCUCAGAGGUGCCCAAGCCGGACAGCUUCACGUCCUUCAUCGGGCAGCUCGUGAGCCUCUUCUCGGGGUCCUCCCUCACGGACAACUCCAACACCGGCGUCCUAAGGCUCGGCGAUGGCCGCGUGCUCUGCCUGACCGAGAGCGUCAAGGGCUCCAUCAUCGUCGACCCGGACACGCUGGACACGGUGAGCAAGUUCGAGUACCAAGACAAGCUGGGCGGCCUGAUCCACUCGGCGCACCCCAUCGUCACUGACACCGAGUUCUGGACGCUGAUUCCGGACCUGAUCCGGCCCGGGUACGUGGUGGCGAGGAUGGACAUCGGGAGCAACGAGAGGCAGUUCGUGGGGAGGGUGGAUUGCCGCGGCGGUCCUGCGCCCGGGUGGGUGCACUCGUUCCCCGUCACGGAGAACUAUGUGGUCGUGCCGGAGAUGCCGCUGCGGUACUGCGUGGCGAACCUCCUCCGCGCCGAGCCCACGCCUUUGUACAAGUUCCAAUGGUACCCAGAUUCCGGGAGCUACAUGCACGUCAUGUGCAAGGCCAGUGGCAACAUUGUGGCGAGCGUGGAGGUGCCGCCGUUCAUGACGUUCCACUUCAUCAACGCGUACGAGGAGAAGGACGAGGAGGGGCGCGUGACGGCGAUCAUCGCCGACUGCUGCGAGCACAACGCCAACACCUCCAUCCUCGACAACCUCCGUCUCCACAAUCUACGGAGCUUUACCGGUGAGGAUGUCCUCAUCGACUCCAGGGUGGGGCGGUUCAGGAUCCCUCUAGACGGCAGCCCAUUCGGUGAGCUGGAGGCGGCGCUGGACCCGGAGGAUCACGGGCGCGGCAUGGACAUGUGCAGCAUCAACCCGGCCCACCUUGGCAAGGAGUACCGCUACACCUACGCCUGCGGCGCGCACCGGCCGUGCAACUUCCCCAACACGCUCACCAAGAUCGACCUGGUGGAGAAGACGGUCAUGAACUGGUACGAGGAGGGCGCCGUGCCGUCCGAGCCCUACUUCGUGCCCCGCCCCGGCGCGGUCGAGGAAGAUGAUGGUGUGGCCAUAUCUAUGGUGAGUGCAAAGGACGGGUCGGGCUAUGCGCUGGUGCUGGACGCCAAGACGUUCAAGGAGAUCGCCAGGGCCAACUUCCCCUACGGGCUACCCUACGGCUUGCACUGUUGUUGGGUGCCCAGGAACAAGUAACCAAAAACAUGUUUUUGAGCAUGUGCACCUGGCCCUUUCUAUCUAGCUACCCAUUUUAUGCAUCGUGAUUCAUGUUAGUACUUGUUUUUCUCUCUCAUAUAGAACAUGUCUUAAACUUCAAACUUUACAGCACAAUAAAGCUUUCUAACUAGAAUCUGGGACAAAAACUUUCAGAUUUUUUGGUCCAACAUAAAUAUUUUAUCCCACAUCUUUGUUGUGCUGCAAAGUUUGAAGUUGGAGACACGUUUUAUAUGAAAGAAACAAAAAAAAAAGACUUACAUGUACUAAAUUAGAUGUGUAGCAUAGGUAUCAAAGCAACAUUGAGCAGUCAGGAUAGCGAGGCCCGGGUGCAUAUGCUCUAAAAAUCUGCAUUCUUAAAGUAACAGCAUACUCCCUGGCGGGCCGGUGACAUUGUUUCUCUGCUAGCUAGGGUCGGCGAAACCAAGUCGGUGGUCGCAUAUAUACAUAUACAUAUGUGGAUGUCUUUUUUUUUUUGCAUGGUCCAUAUGUGGAUGCAUGUGUCGCUCGUAAUACGGGAGGCGAAACUACAAGGAGCGAGCACGUCCCCGAUCAUCACUGCUCAAGUAAUGCACAAUGUUUUUUUUAUCAAAGACGGGCUUCCCUUUCGAUUUUCAUUCCUGAAAACCCACUGCAGAACCAGAAGUAUUCAACCUUAUUACAUUACCAAGUUCUCACGCAUCGCAGCUUAAACCACCUAAACCAAAAGCCAACAGAGGCCAACAGUCUUCCUAACCCAUCAAAUUGGGAAGUAAUGCACAAUGUGGAAUGCAUGUGUACAUAAUUCGUUGUU
Molecule: messenger RNA, 2501 nt
Organism: Aegilops tauschii subsp. strangulata
Lineage: Eukaryota; Viridiplantae; Streptophyta; Magnoliopsida; Poales; Poaceae
Product: carotenoid cleavage dioxygenase 8 homolog B, chloroplastic-like
Biological process (GO): carotene catabolic process
Cellular component (GO): chloroplast
Molecular function (GO): carotenoid dioxygenase activity
Source: RefSeq, a predicted model, not a curated record